AUGGGUCUUGUCCCCUCACGUGAGUCGCUCCACGCGGCGGCCACCGCGCCAGACACGCCGCUGCCCUACAUCAGCCGCCCAGUCGAGAGCUACGUGUACAAGACAAACCGGACCGAGCGCACCUUCGGCUCUGGAGUGCCGGGCGUCGUGACGGGUAUGACGGCCCUACCGGCGGCGCUGCCUAGCGCGACGACGGCGGUGCUGCAUGGCGCUCCGUCGCUGGAGCUGUCUCAGAAGGUCACCAACGAGCUGCCGGAUGCGGUGUUCAUCGACGACCCGGCCGAGGCGACGGCGGCGGUAGCGUCGGCUAUGGCGGCGAAUCGUCCGGCCCGACGCGGUGGCGGCAGUGGCGGGCCGAAGGGAAAAGCGCAAGGCGAAGCUCCCGGCGGCACGGCAGCCGAGGAGAGCACCGCCGCACAAGCGCUGCGCUCCGGCAAGGUCCCUUUUGUCUACUACUACGAACAUCGGGUGCUGCCGCUCACACAGGAGUUUUUCCCAUCGCCGGAUUGCGUGCUGUUUCGGCAGCUAUGGCACGCACGUCAGCAGCAGAACCCCCGCUACCACUUCCAGCUCGAUCAGACGUGGUCGCCUGGCGCGUUGCUGGACCCGACGGCGCACUACGAGUCGUUUGUCCAGCUCGCCACGAGCAACUUGGCAGAUGUGCAGGCGACGUGUCUCACCGCGGCUGGGGCUGCCCCGACGAGAGGGAGCGUGCUGCAGGCCCAGGCAGACCUCGAAGCUGCGAAGGCGGAGCUCAACGUGGCGGAGGGCGGCCCGACGCCGGCGAGGGGCAGUGCGGGUGGGAAGGCGGCUCCGUCACCGGUGCCCUUUGCGACUCGCGCAGCCUUCUACAACUUGGUCGUGCGUACGACGGAGGAGUCGAUGCUGUACGAGAGCGACGACGCGCUGCGACACGCCGUGCGGGACGCGGCCAGCACCGGCGACGCGGGUGCGCAGCGCAGGCGCCGCCUCCGGCCCGUGCCGUGCGCCAUUGUGCUGGUGCGGCGGUGCAUGACCGCGCAGGAGUACCGCUACACCUACUACCUCGCCAGCCACGAGCGCCAUCAUCGGCCCACCGACGGCGCUGCCGCUGCUGCUGCGGACACCGUUUUUGGCGGCGUUCAAAGGGCGAAUUCGGGGCCACGCCGCGGAUUGGAGAGUCAGCGGCGGGAUGUGCAGGCGAUUGCCGUGACAGGGAAUGCGGUACGCACCGCGGUGGAGGAGGCGCAGCGGGCGCUGCGUGCACGUCGUGGUCCAGAUGGCAGUGCGUGGGAAGCCCACGACGAGGGAGAGGAGAGUUUGAUGGUGCCGUGGCUGCAGGUGAGUGCCCCGCAGACCCCACUUGACCUCGCGGAGGUGCGCGUGGUCGGCAUGUAUGGCUGCUGGACGUUGGAGGAGAUUUUGCGGCACUCGUUGUUCCUCCCGAUGGGACCGCGUAGUGCUUCGACGGAGAAGAACGUGAACGGUGCUGCUGUCGUGUCAACGCAAGAAGCCGCACAGGACGCAGAGACACAGGCGAGAAUCGAUGCCAUCCUGCGCCGCGCCUGCCCGCACGGUGUGCCCUCCUCGACGCUGCUCAACGUCGGCUUCUUUGAGAAGCAGGUUGGCGACAAGGAGCAGUGCCACACCUACUUCUCCCUCUGCCGGCUCUUCGCACACGGUAUGCGGGAGUGCCUCCUGCGUGACGUAAUUCGCGCGGCGUCCGUCUCCGUGUUAGCGACGACGCUCGGCGCUGACGACACGGGUGAUGGCCCGAUGGACGUGGAGAGCGAACGGGAGCGGAUGGAGGCGGAGCUGCGGGAGAUGAAGCGCCAGCAGGAGCACCCCACCUGGCAGCGGUUUCUACGCCUUUUGGCGGGGGAGAACAAACCGAAUGGAUGUGGUGGCGGUGGCGGUGGCGGUGCGCAUGACGAACAUUCGGCCUUCGCGGACUUGGCGAAUUGUUUUCUGAUCCGCUUCUCCUAUGUGCCGCAGUUGCAGCUGUGUCGUCAACUCCGCCUGCUGCUUACGGGGAUGGCCAGCAUGUACCCGGAGCCCAUCUCGCUCGAGGCAUUUCAGGCGGCACAGCGACAGCGCAACGUGGCGGCGAUGGCCAAGAAGCAGCACAGCACCCCCGGCGCGUCGGACGCGGAGGGGCAUGGCGGGGUGGCGGUGGUGGGGGGUGGGUCUUCGAAAGGCACCACCGCACCGCCCACGCCGUACCCCGGCAGAACCGCCGAGGCCGCCUUUACUCCGCUCGCUGACCCGGCACAGGGGUCGAUAACGUCCCUCACUACGAACACGCCCGAUGCUGCGGGAACUCCUCAUGCAGCGGGUGGGGAGCAGACGGGCGGGGUAACGCAGCGUCAGCCGGAGCCGCCUCGGCACCCGGCAGGGCCGACGCUGGAUCCGGAGGCGGUCGCCGAGCGUCGCCAGGAGCACACCAGCGAGAUGCAAAAACUGCAGCGCGACGGCUUCUGCUGCUACGCGUCCGACGGUCUGGUGGUGUUCCGCAUUAGCCGCGGCUGCGUGGCGCGUGCGCUAAACCAGCUCGGUUUUGCUUUGAUGAGGGACUCCAUCGAGGCGUUGUGUGUCACCCUCACUGCGGCGGCGCCACCUCCGCUGACGUACCGUGGGGAGCUGCGACCACCCAUGACAAUCGGCAAUGCCGGCGUGCGUGCGUCAACGCGGCCGAUCUCUGCGACGGGAUCCACGCGCGAUGAUGAUGAUGAUGGGGAUAUGGCGAACUACGACGACGCAGAUGCCUGCGAAGAUGGGGAGCACACCACAGUAAACUCCGCUUCCGCGACAUCGAUAACCGGCACGGAUCGUGAUGGUGCGGCUUCCUUAGACGUGACGAUGACCGCAGUGAGGGAUUUAUACUGGAACGCUGUGCGCUACUCCAGUGAUGCGGCAACCGGAUUUGCAGCGCAGCGACUGUUCCACCAUCGCAGCAGCAGCACGGAUGCUGCACCGGAGUUCCUGACACAGCUGAAAGUCGCACCCUUAGGACAGGCACCAAGUGAACUCAUCGGCGUACUGCCCCGCAACCCUAUUGAGCAACGGCGCGGUCGGCUGCUGCCCUUGCGCGGUCUUCUGCUGCAGGAGGCACGCGUCAAUCACCUUCACGCUGCUGCCGCGACCACCGCUACUGCUGUUGACGCAGGGGCCGUGUCUGAUCCGUCAGCGCACGCCAAUGCGUCCUUCUUGUUCACCCAGCAGCAACAGCUCGUGAAGGUGAGCGAGCAACACCAAUUCGACGUCUACACCGUCUCGGCCGAUUUCGACGGGAUGCCGUUUCGACGACUGGUUGAACUGACGCAUCAGGUAGAGCAGCAACGCCAUCGCCCGUUGUGCAGCGGCGGCGGGGGAGGGGGAGGCGGAGAGGAGUGGCCGGAGAUGUUCAUCGAGGCGGUAGACGCACAGGGCAACGCAGAGCUCGACAGCGUGCUCGACUGGAGUCCGAUGACGGCCUUCACCAAGCGUAUACGGAGGUCGGAGCAUCGGGGAGUGACAAGUGUGUCGGACACCGCCACGGCCACCGCUGAAAACGCGGCUGGCCACGGCGAGGCCAACAACGGAGGGGAGGCCACCGCACCCGUGCACCUCAGCCAGACACCGCACUCCGCGCUCGACUCGGUGUCGUCCUAUGUGAGCGGUAGAGCAUUGAACCCGAUCACGGUGCCCAUCCGCGUGCACGACCCGGACCGCAUUCUCCACACGGGCGACCGCAUUCGCUUUGCCACCUCUCACGCAACCAGCACCGCCACCACGGCCCACACCCCGUCCACCACCGGUAACACACAGGGGCUAUCGUCGCUGCUCGGAGACGUGACAUCGCCAUCGUCGACCUCGGCGGAGUUCAUUUCUCUCCACUCCACGCCGGCCGGCACUCCUCCACGGCGUCCCCACAAAGCUGGCAGCGGUACGACAGCCGUCCGCUGCGGUUACUGGUACGUCGACGACGCCCUGACGACGGAGGACGUCGUGUUGUCGUGGAUGCGGCGCGUUAGCGGGCGGGCCCGGGAGACCCGCGGCAACGACACGAAGUGGGUCCGCUACCCCAACGCGAUGCUCAGCGUCCUCCUGCAGUUUGUGCGGGAGUGCCGGCAGCGGCCGAGUGGGAGCUGGCUGAACACGGGACACCCACUGCGGUUGCUGCAUCCAAUGGAUGAGGAACUGGUGGAGUGGGACAUGCUGCAGAACUUCCCUGACAUAGUGCGUACGCGACGCUUCCGGCAGUGGCGCUUCUCGCACGACGGUUAUGUGUAUUUUCACGGUGUGACGGUGCGCAUGCCUGGCUCGGCCCCGCCGCUGCAGGCUGCUCCCUUGCCGUCCCCUAAGCUGUCAGUCGCAGCUGCGCAGCCAGAUACCGCAACACCGACGCCUGAGCCAAGCACCAAGCUUACAGCUCGUGAUGGCCCGGCACGGGUGCGCCACGCAGAUGCGGCCAAUCCCGCUGCCAUCUCCACCCCAGCACAGAAGUCUGCCCCACUCGGUGUUCGGCAACCCCAAUACCAGCAGCAGCAACAGCAGCAGAAUGUAUUUGCGGGUGUACCUCGACCGCCCCCGGUUGUGCAGCGCGGCGUCUACGGCAGCACCCCACCGCACAUGGAGGGUCCCUAUGGCGACUCCAACCCCUACCCGAAUACCAACUACCAACCGAACGUUUCCCCACGUAUUGUCUACCAGAUGAGUCCCUUCAACCCUAACGGUAUACCAAGGCAAAAGCAGCGGCAAUUCCAGCAGCAGCAGCAAUUUCAGCUCGAACAACAGCCGUACCAGCAGAUGCCAUCACAGCAAGUACCGCCUCAACAGCCCUACUACUAUGCAAACCCCGCCAACGCAAACAACGGAGUGCAGCCACCACUGCCACCGCAGCCACCGCAGCGGCAGAACAAUGUGACCAUGUACGUUCCCGUGACCUACACUGUGGAGCCGUACUACAUGCAGCAGCCCGCCACGAUCGUCUCCAUACCCCAGCCGCCCGCCAACGUCAGCGUGACGCCGCCCAGCCUCAGCUCCUUCCAACACAACAACUCCAGCAGCAACAGUAACACCCUUUACUUUGGCGACACCGACGCGGCGAACGCACCCGCACGCAACGGAGGCCACAACGACACCAGUGGCCGCUCCAUGGGAGGCGGCAAUCAGCAGAUGCACUUCUCGCUGCACCACGUUGAUAGUGAAACUUCUCUGCGCUCCUACGACCUGGCAGCGUCGAAUGCAAUGCUGGAACCUACACGCGUCACGGGCAGCUUCUACGGUGAGUUCUGCGGUCAAAGUCCGCAGCAGCUCCAACAGCCACCACCAGUUCCGCCACAGCAGCAGCCGCAACAGCUGACACCGCUUAUGGGCGCCAGUAUGCACAGCACUUCGGACUGCCGCAACGAGGCGUGGCAAGGUAGCGAUGCGCAGGCUUCGCAGGGGAUGCAGACGCCCGACGGGAGCGCGCUGACGUCCACCCCGAUGCACCAGGAUUUGCAGACGUGCCCACCCACAACCGGCGCGGAUGUGAGAACCAAUCCCGGCAUUCCCCAUGCGCUUCAUGCGCUCACCGCGCAAGGCGGCACGCAGCGCAUGAGCCUUCACCCGCAACCGCAACAGCAGCGCUACGACUCGGUGCAGGGCAGCAAUGUCAGUCGUCGCAGCACGGCCGACUACCCGCCCAGGCGCAUCGGCGCAACGUUCCUAGCUGGCGGUAACAACAAUAACAGCAGCAGCAGCGGUAGUGGUGAUGGUAGUGGCGGUAAUGGCAAGGGUACGGCUCUGGCCACGGUGGCGCAUCCCACGGUGCAGCGGGCGGUGAGUCGGCCGAUCCAAACCGUUCACGUUGACCCGACAAAGCGCGAGGUGGUGACGACUGCCGGUGAGACCGGCGCUCCGCUGCGUCUGCCCAUCCCGAAGAUUCGCACGGCGCAGCGUCACGAUGAGCCGAGUGCGCCGACACCUCUUCAUUCGCAACAGCAGCUGCAGGGGCCAGUAUCGAUGUCUCCGCAUCUCAGCUCUGCCUCGGGCUCCUUCCGCGACGUCGCUGCUGCCGCUGCUGCUGGGGCACCGACGGACGUCAUCGAGGCCGACGGUAUUACGGUGCACGUGAUGCAGCGGAAGCCGUCCGUGGCGCUGCGACGAGCCAUGACAUCUGUUUCCCUCGUGUCCCCCGUCUCCGCGCGUCGCACUGCGUGGAACUCUUCUUCUUUCAAUGGAGGCGGUGGAGGCCCACUGUCCCCACAAGCCGUUAGCCACCACACGAGCGGCUUCCCCCACACCGCCAGCACCGGCGACGUGGAGGCUGCAGCAGCGGCGGCCUGCUACGGCGCUAUGGGUGUCUCCCCCACCGGCGGCGUUGACGCGACCAUCACAGGAGCGGGACCCACCACCGCCGCCUCCGCCACAUCCCCCGAGGACUGUCCAGACAUGUUGGCGCUAGUGUCCUACGAGAUGCCCGCCGCCUUGACACCGAUGAGCAGCUCCCAGGCAAACUCGUCCCGUGCCGGUGGGGGGACGCGUGCGACGGCCACCGGCGUGACGACGCCUCCUCAGCGACACCGCAGCGGGCGGGUGGCUCACAACCCGUACGCGACGCACGACAUGGGCACUGCGCACGCCGCGACGUCCCCCACUACCACCACAUCCACCCUGGCGCACACCUCGUCCUACACCCACGGUGGUGGUGGUGGUGACGCGCACGGUGGAACGGCGACGAGUGGCCGGGCGCAGGAGCUGCCCAGAGGACCGAGCGGGCAGGACGCCUUCCAGGCGGCACUCGAUGCGCAGUACGGCGGCAGCAACGACUUUGGCGCGGCGGCGGGCCGCGUCUCCUCGUCCUACCUCGCGCCGCAGAAGACCACCUCCGCGACAGCGCACGGCGUGCUGUACAGCCGCAGCGGCGGCAGCCUCACGGCAGAGGUGCAGGAGAAGCACAACUCCUUCUACGCCGCCCCAGAGGGGGAGGGAGAGCCGGUGCAGUCGUACUCGAGUCACGAGAUGUACCGCGACCGGAUCGCAGACGGCACGACGCAGGGCUUCUACUUCUCGAUGGACGGCCCGAAUGAGGAGGAGGGCAAUGCAGCACAGCAGCUCUACGGCAGAGAUGACAGCGCUGGCGGUCGAAGCAGACAACGACUGGAGGGCUCGCUGACGCGCACCGGCAGCACGCCCUACGGCAACAUCCCCGCUCCUCCUGCCCUUCAUCGCUCCCAGCGUGGCUCUUACCAAUGA
Messenger RNA from Leptomonas pyrrhocoris, 7200 nucleotides. RefSeq lists its product as hypothetical. The coding region runs from base 1 to 7200 and encodes 2399 amino acids. Lineage: Eukaryota; Euglenozoa; Kinetoplastea; Trypanosomatida; Trypanosomatidae. The transcript has a single exon. The record is from RefSeq and is a predicted model, not a curated record.